AGCGGCAUAGAUGACUGGAGCAUCUCUUUUAGCUAUUGAUCGCCCAAACCCUUCUACUUAGUCAGAACGAAGAGCAAGAGGAGAGAGACAAAGCACUGGCUGCGAAUUCCCUUUCCACGGACGACCAGAGGAUGCCAUCGAGGAUCCUGUUAAGAUGCCUUACUGGUAUGGUGCUCAUGUUGGCCUUCUUAAUAGAUUCUAAGGCAGAGCCGGAUCAGUACUCUCGGGGUGUGGACUGGCUGGGUCGUUAUGGAUAUCUGUCUCCACCGGACCCCAAGAUUGGAAAACUCCAAACUAAAGAAGGCUUAGAGAAAGCAAUUCGAGAGAUGCAGAGAUUUGGAGGAAUUAAACAAACUGGAAAAUUCGACAGCGAGACCUUGAAGCUCAUGUCAAAGCCGAGGUGCUCUUUACCUGACAUCAUGGGCUCUGAGGACAGGAUGAGAAGAAGGAGACGGAAAAGAUAUGCUCUGUCUGGUUUAAGCUGGAAGAAGGAAGAAAUAACAUGGAGCAUCCACAACAUGCCCAGGCUUAACAAAAAUAUAGAUACAAAAGAUAGAGUUCGAAAUAUCAUGAUGAAUGCCUUAAAAGCCUGGAGUGACGUCACCCCCUUGAAGUUCUCUGAGAGGAGCCCAGGUCAAGCUGACGUGGAGGUGUCUUUCACACGCACCCACCAUGACGACGGCUACCCGUUUGACGGGCCCGGGGGCACGCUCGCUCACGCUUUCUUCCCUGGGGAGUCCGAGAUCGCUGGAGACACUCACUUUGAUGAUGAGGAGAAUUGGGGUUAUGAAGACUUCAGUGGCGGGACCACGGAUCUCUUCACGGUGGCAGUGCAUGAGUUCGGUCAUGCCCUGGGCUUGGGACACUCUGCUGACACUGGCUCCAUCAUGGCGCCCUCUACAGCGGUCCUGCCGCGAGAGAUAUGCACUCCUACCGCUUGCCUCGCGACGACCAACAAGCCAUCCAGCAAGUGUAUGGGCCCAACAAAAAAAAACCCAACACUUCCCGUCACACCUCCUCUUCCUGACCUGCCUGAUCCACUUCCACCACACAGAACACCAAGGCCAGACCCAUCUGUCCCAAAUCGCUGUGUGGGAGGCUUUGACGCAGUGGCCAACAUCAGAGGAGAUGUUUUCUUCUUCAAAGGUAAAUUCUUCUGGCGGAGAGUGCAGACAGCCCUGCUCUCUAAUGCACCAGCACUCAUCAAUAACUUCUGGUUUGGCCUCCAUGAUCAAAAUAAUAUAGAGAUUGAAAAGAUUGACGCAGCAUACGAGCGCAGUGACAGUAGAAUCGUCUUCUUCAGUGGCCAGUCCUACUGGGUGUUUAAGGACAACAAGGUGCUCCCUGGCUACCCACGGCCCAUAACCGAGUGGGGGAUGAAACACAGCAACGGUCAGCCCGUGACCACGGUUGAAGCGGCGUUCGUCUGGGCUCACAAUGGACGGACUUUCCUCUUUAGUGGCAAAGAGUUCUGGGGCUUCUCCAAUGGCAAGGAUUUGGAGAGGCCAAAUCCAGAUGAGGGCUACCCCAAACCGGCGUCACUGUGGACAGGGGCGCCCAGUAAUCCAGAUGACAUCAUCACCAGUCCAGAGGGAAACACAUAUUUCUUCAAGGACAACUCCUUUUGGAUAGUAGAAAACGGAAAGCUAGGUCAGGAUGUGGUCACUUCUAAAUCCACAGCUAUUGAGUGGAUGAAGUGUCAGCCGAAGGAUGUACCAACAUCCCGUCCGGGGAAAGGAGACUGCAGUUGUGGUAUAAGUGGGGCCUCUGAAAUUCCGUCCGUGAGAAGUAGCCAAUGGAUCUUACUGACCCUCACCAUGGCCUUUUUACAGACAUCAUUGAUAAUAUGAGGGUUUUUUUCUUUGCAAUAAUUAUGUUGAAGCACUCUGUGCCUUUAAGUUAUUCUAUGUUUUUUUUAAGUUGUAUUAUUUACUUCAACAAUAUGUACAGUGUGCAGAGUGAUAAAGUGUUACAAAAGAAUGCAUUACAAUGAAUGUGUUUCCAAUUAAUUUCCAUUUAAUGAGACUUCAUACACAGUUCUAUAUUAGGAAUUAGGAACUCAUGCGAAAAUAUUUUGAGGCAGCAAUGUCACAACUUCGUUGUAUUCAGUUGUCACAUUUCCCCUUCAAGCAGAACAGAAACUUUUACCUCUAACUCAAUAGAUACCAUUCUUAAGGCUAUUCACAGAAACGUUUUAGAGAUGUACACUUUCACUUCUAACUCGAUUAAAAAGUUAAUUGACAAUACAAAUACUGCAGAUACCUCUCUGAUUUUAGAACAUGUCGAUACGGAAAAAAAAUGUCUUCUGAAUUGAGCAUAAACAACUAUUCUAUAACUGUUAUUAGCACCUGACAGAUAGGCCAGACUCUUAUUAAUUUUGAGGAGGACUGGAUGUCAGGAAGGCAUAUAUGUAAACGCUCGAUGGUGUUUUAUGCCCCAAACGUCGUCCACCGCUGACUUAAAGGCACCUAAUCCUAAACCUAACCCCAACCCUAACCCUAACCUUAACCCAUGCUUAACCCUAAUGCCUUCCAAGCAGUGCUGCCUUGAAGACAACGUUGGGGGCAUAAAACACCAAAAAACAUAUGUAAAACCCAUAGCACUCAGGGGAUGUGAUGCAUACUGCAUUAUUAUUAUUAUUAUUAUUAUUAUUAUUAUUAUUAUUAUUAUUAUUAUU
This is a messenger RNA of Alosa alosa (allis shad), 2677 nucleotides long. RefSeq names its product matrix metallopeptidase 25b (gene mmp25b). Gene Ontology annotation, biological process: collagen catabolic process; proteolysis; extracellular matrix organization. The record is from RefSeq and is a predicted model, not a curated record. NCBI's taxonomy places the organism in Eukaryota, Metazoa, Chordata, Actinopteri, Clupeiformes, Clupeidae. Gene Ontology annotation, cellular component: extracellular matrix. Gene Ontology annotation, molecular function: zinc ion binding; metalloendopeptidase activity.